Molecule: messenger RNA, 661 nt
Organism: Pygocentrus nattereri (red-bellied piranha)
Lineage: Eukaryota; Metazoa; Chordata; Actinopteri; Characiformes; Serrasalmidae
Product: beta-microseminoprotein-like
Exons: 4
Coding region: 103-429 (108 amino acids)
Source: RefSeq, a predicted model, not a curated record
GCAAAGAGACGGUCAUAGGCCAGCCUUAGCAGUACAGCAAAAAUGUGACUUCAUUAGUUUAGUGGUCACAGACCUCAGAACAUCCACACUGAGCCUGCAAUCAUGAGGUCAGUGUUCGUGGGGUUGGUGCUGUUUGCUCUCGUUCCUCUGAAUGAUGCCGCCUGCUUCAUGGCGUUGCUGAAAGGAGGCGCCACUCAUUGUCAGGACCUCUUAGAUAAGACCUGGCAUCCUGUGGGAUCCUCCUGGACCAACAGCAAAUGUGAUCAGUGUGACUGCAGUGCUGAUGGAAUGCGCUGCUGUAAUGGAAUGCCAACGGUGCACGUUACAGGUGACUGCACAGUGGUAUACGAUUAUGACACCUGUACAUUUGAUGUCAUUCCUAAGAAAAACGGCACAGUUCCAUGCACUGCCAUGAGCUCUGGAAAGUGAAAUAAAGUGAAAUUGGUGUAAAGAAAAGAAAGCCGAAUUCAGUAAUUCUACAUGUGAGAUAAAUUUAACCAAAACAUUCUUAAUAAUGAAGGUUGAUAACUGAUACUGAGUUAUUUCUAGCUAGCUGGGAAAACUGUAUAGCUAAACUGCCUUAAAGAUGUGUACUACAAUCUUUAGGACCUUAAUAAUGAUGGUGGAUUUGUGGCAUAUUAAAGAAAAUAUUUCUAUUCUG